GCGAGCUAGUACUGCAAGGUGUUCGUGUUCUGCCGCCAUCGCCUAUCUUUGUUUAAGAUGUUGCGCCUGGCGCAGACGCUACAUUCGCCGACUCGCGGGAGUAGUACGACUUGGACAAGUUGAGAGAAACGAUGAGAGCAAGACCGACCACGCCGGCGGACCACGCCGCCGGAUAGGGGGCAAUAAUUUAUCGUAGGCAUCUAGUGCAAG
Molecule: messenger RNA, 210 nt
Organism: Amoebophrya sp. A120
Lineage: Eukaryota; Dinophyceae; Syndiniales; Amoebophryaceae
Source: the annotation of a GenBank genome assembly